Messenger RNA from Eriocheir sinensis (Chinese mitten crab), 1941 nucleotides. RefSeq names its product proline-rich protein 36-like. The transcript has a single exon. Bases 1 to 1941 code for a protein of 646 amino acids. NCBI's taxonomy places the organism in Eukaryota, Metazoa, Arthropoda, Malacostraca, Decapoda, Varunidae. The record is from RefSeq and is a predicted model, not a curated record.
AUGCCCUCUGACAAACGUGACCGCCCUGUCAGCGACCCGGAAGUCUCCGACUCCGGAUCGCCCUUGGACAAACAGCUCCGCCUUCAGUCUGAGAGCGAGUGCGAUAAGGCGACCCUUGCCCCGGUCCCCCCCUCAUCUGAUGAUGAGUGGGUGCUGGUGGAGGGUAGACGUAGACGCCGCUCUCGGCUGACGCCCACUGCCACCGCUGCUGCCACGCCCGCCUCCUCUGACUCCUCGGCUGCCACCUUGUUCCACGGUGGGCGCCAGGCGCCCCCCAACCACGCCCCUACCUCUGCUGCCUCUGCCUCACCCGGCACCGCUUCUACCUCCAACGCCGCUCCUGCUGCUUCCCUCCCUGCCACGCCCGGCACUGCUCCUCCAUCACACCCCGAGUCUGAUGGUUCCGGCCCUUCGACCCCCAAAGUCCUGGUUCCUCCGACGGCGGGGUUCGAUACGGCUCUCGACCUUGCCGAGGCCCUGGAGGAGCAGUUUGGCACCCGCUUGCAGCUCCGUUUUUUAGAGUCGGGGAGCGUGCUUGCGACCCCGCCAUCGGAAGCUGUGCUCCACUACCUCCUGGCCGUUACCUCGAUUCAGGGCAAGCCUGUCACCCUGCGACAGGUUGGCGAGGCCACCACCAAGGGCGUGGUGACCGCCUAUCCCGUGGCAAUGCCCCUGAAUGCCCUCCUUCGCCACCCAGACGUCCUCUCUGCAGACAGGUGCCUGACGCGAGACGGGCUCGCCACCAGACAGGUGAUGAUCACCCUGAAGGGGCCACUCCCGGGCUCCCUAGACCUGGGGAGCUGGGGGGUAUUCUACACCCGCCCCUUCAACAAGGAGCCUCUGAGAUGCUACUGCUGCCAACAAUUCGGGCACCACCGCUCCCGAUGCAACCGCCCCGCUGUGUGCGGCAUGUGCUCCGGGCCGCACAUGACAGAGGGGUGCUUGGAAAAAAUACAAGGCCGGGGAGGAGGUGCAGGCAAGUUGUCCGAAUUGCAAGCUGCACCACCACGCCUGGAGCCACCGCUGCCCCACACAGAGGACUAUAGUCGAGCGAGGCAUCCAGAGGCAGGUGGAAUGGCAGGCCGCCCACAACCCGUCUCGCCCUCCUUGGACCCGACAGUCCCUCUCCUGCUCCCGCCCCCGCCACAUGCAAGCCCCUCCUGCUCCAGCAACGCUAGCAUCCGAGGACCACUUCCCCAGCCUCCUUCCGCCACGCGCCACCAGAGCCACAACCCCAACCACAGCGGCACCACCUGCCCCGCAACCUCGUGCGGACGCCAUCAAACCCUCCACCUCAACGCCUGCCUUACAAACUCCUCCUGCCUCCACCUCGGGCCCCUCGCAGCGGCAACUCCGUGCUCCCCCCCCCCCCCCCCGCCCAUGACACAGCGCAAACACCGACGGCGCAACUGUCAGUACCCGCAACGUCCGCAAGUUCCACCCCCAAGGUCAGUGCUCGUCACCAAGGACGCGCUGGAGGGCAUGCUACCAAGCUUUGCCUUGGCCCUCACCACUCUACUACAGCUGACGCCGGACAAGGCAGCGAUAGAGGUAAUUGCAAAUGCGACCGUGGCGGAGCACUUUCCGACAACUGCAAACACAGCUCCAACACCGGCAGCGCCUCAAGAAAUACGGAGCCCCGCCUCUCUUCCCGCCGAGCCCAUGUCGACCGUUACCCCCCUCCCUCACCAGGAGGCUGUGAUGGACACCGACGCGCCCGAGGCUCCCGCCACCCAGAGCUCACCACCGGGUCAGACAUCAGUCACCUUCGCCAUCGGCCGCUCCCCACCACGGUCGCACGUCCCGGUGCAAACAGUCCCGCCGCGCUCCCGCAUCACACAGCCCAAGCGGAAGGUGGAGCAGAGGCGCCGCGGCCCUGCGCCCACCCUCACGACGGCCCCCGUGUCCACCCCGGCGGCGUCCGUGAGGGGCGGCCGCUGA